CCUCUUGGGACCAGUCAGUAAAGUGUUGAGGUAAAGGAUUGGUGAAGGAUUGGAAAUUGAGAGAUCUCAAAUCAGAAGCAGCGACCAGAACAUGAAGGUGGAAUGAAGGAGAGAAACAGAAGCUUUAGGUAUAGUUCUUCAUGAAAAAGAUUCGGAAGUAAGUGAAAAUGCGACUAGGGUUUGGGGAGGGAGAAUUGCCGCCCGGGGAGAGUAACAAAGUGGGCAGUCGUUCCUCCGGGGAAUGACGACAGAAAACGUGGGUGGGAUUGCUCUCAGUCGCAAACGACUGCCCACCACUCACUCAAAGGAACGGCACGGACAAGUCGCAAUUCCAGGCAGGCAGGUGGAAAGGGUCCCUGCGUCAAGGGAAGAGGGAGGGGUGUGGGAACUGGGAACUGGGAGAGGGGAGGGGGGGGGGGUUGUUCAACAAGAGGGGGAAAAGAAGAAGAAAGAACAGAAGGGAGGAGGAAGAAGGAAGUAUGUAAGAAGAGGAGAUUCGGAGGGCGAAGGAAGGAAGAAGGGAAAAAAUGAGUGUGAGAGAGUAAUCGGAGAGCGACAGAGUGAGAAACAAGCCUCUGGGCUCGAUGUACUCCGACCGUCUGUCUCAGCAAGACUUGCUGGCACAGAAGAAAUUAAAAAAAAAAUCGAAAAAAUAAUGAUAAUAUGGAAUAAUCAAAAUGAAGGACUAAGAAUAGCGAUUCAUUUGGGAAAGGGCGACGAGCGAAUAAGAGAGAGAGAGGGGCGAGUAAAGUGAAAGUGAGUGCAGUAAGUACUCCGUAAGUGAGUAAGUGAGUGAGUGAGUGAAUGGGCGAGUGGAGAUCCAACCGGCCGUGUGUUGCUGACAGCACGCCAAUCAGUGGU
Messenger RNA from Aspergillus aculeatinus CBS 121060, 861 nucleotides. RefSeq lists its product as uncharacterized. The record is from RefSeq and is a predicted model, not a curated record. NCBI's taxonomy places the organism in Eukaryota, Fungi, Ascomycota, Eurotiomycetes, Eurotiales, Aspergillaceae. Bases 242 to 754 code for a protein of 170 amino acids. The transcript has a single exon.